This is a messenger RNA of Sitophilus oryzae (rice weevil), 7329 nucleotides long. Its product is annotated as proton channel OtopLc-like. Lineage: Eukaryota; Metazoa; Arthropoda; Insecta; Coleoptera; Curculionidae. Gene Ontology annotation, molecular function: proton channel activity. Gene Ontology annotation, biological process: proton transmembrane transport. Bases 414 to 2663 code for a protein of 749 amino acids. Gene Ontology annotation, cellular component: membrane. The transcript has 8 exons. The record is from RefSeq and is a predicted model, not a curated record.
UAAUUCCAGCUUAACUUAUUAGACUUGGAGAUCCUAAAGAAGAAAAUCCGGUCUCGUUUCAUUCAAGCCGUUUUACUAAAUUACUACACGGCCCCAACAAACGUACACACAGCAGGCCAAAACGGCUGCUACAUACGGAGCUUUAGAGCCAAAGCCAACAACUGCGAUGGGUGAUUCCACCAGUCUGUGUUCGCUCAAUGUCGAGAGCUCACGUCUCAAAAUGUUCUAAAACGAUCGUCGUCAUGUCGUUCAUAAUGUAGCUGCUAUUAAAAAAAUAACUAUAAACAGUAAACCGUCUCAUUCCUAAAAAAAAACGUAUAGUACAAAAUAUUAUAACCACUCAAUAAAGAAGCGAACAUGUGAUAAAUAUUGAAUUUAUUUCGGGCUUUUCUUUGGGCGCAUUAUUUUUCGAGAUGCAGGAUAGUUCGCCCGAUUUGUCGUUGAAACUGCGGAGGGGUUCCAGUGACUCGAGAGAUUCCUUCUAUAUGGAUUUCGAUAGGGGAAUUGAUUCGGACAUCGAGGAAAUGGCCACUACUUCUGGGGCGGAUUUUGGCGGAGACACGACUGGAGAAAUUACCGUUACUCACAGCGCAACCGGAAUGAAAACCGAGGGUGCUAGCUGGCCGACGAUUCCUCCUCAAAAUAUAAGCGGCGGCAGUCGCAGUAGCGCAGCAUUGGGGUUUCGGGAUCCUCUUUUGCCGUCUCCUGCCUCUACCAGUGCCAUCAUAGUAUCACCGGAAACGCUAAGUCAUUCAUCUCCAUCCAAAUCUACUGCCAAAAAAAUGACGGGGCACGCUGUACAAAUUCAAACGCAUAAAACAGUUUCAACGGCCCCUUUAGCAAUUCCUGGAUACUAUUAUCAUCAACAUCAAUUACCCGUGAUGAGAAGACUUAGUAGAGCGGAGAAACAAAUAGAAUGGAGACAAUUAGGGGCGGAUGCUUUAGCAACUACGUUGUCAGCUCUGUAUGGAAAAUUGCUUGUUGUUAUGGGCACCGCCUUCCCCAUGGCAGAAGUAAUUUCCACUUACAUUCCACCAUCGUUUUACGAAGCCUACUACCUGUAUCUGUAUAUCGGAAGUAUGUUUUUUCUUCUUUAUAUGUAUACUGUGCUUUUACGAGACAAAAGGAAUAUUAAGAAGAAAAACAGAGAAAACGCUUGUGUAGAAGCGCUUCAGGCUAGUAAAGACAUGAUAUCUGACGAGGAGUCUGAUAAUGAUUCAAAUAGCACCACCGUAACGAGUUCGGAAGCGCCGAACUACCGACCAAGAAUUACUUCUUUUUCGUUAACUAAGCAGAAUUAUUAUGGAAGUUUUUAUCUUAGAAUGGGAGCAGUAGCUUUUGGGAUAGGAAGUAUGAUUUACUCUGGUUUAGAAUUUGGACAAUAUUUUGAAUUAGACGGAAACACCAAAUGCCACAACGUACUUUUGGCCCUAACACCAGCUACAAGAAUGGCCUUUAUUUUUAUACAAAUGUACUUUAUUUUUCUAAAUAAUGAACAAAUGCGUGUAUAUAAACAUAAAAUAGCCGCGAGAUUUGGACUUAUGCAUAUGAUAGGUACAAAUUUGUCCGUUUGGCUCAACGUUCUAGUCCAGGAAACUAAGCACGAAAUUCUCACGUUUUAUAAUCCAGAAAAUAAUUCCCUUCGAAUAUCCCAUAGGAUACCAUACAAAGGAAACGUACUAGGACUUCCCAUGGUUACGACAGAACAUCCCCUUGAGGCUCACGGUCACCACAUUGCAAUACGAGGCUUAAAAGGACCCCAUCACCUCUACGAAUGUAGACGAACCAACAUCAUCGGUUCCCUAGUUCAAGACGCCUCACCUUUCCUAUUUCCUUGCACCAUAGAAUACAGCCUCAUAUGUGCCGCCAUUCUUUAUGUCAUGUGGAGGAGUAUUUCUAAACUGCCACAACCAAACAACGCUUUGGUUAAAACCAAGUGUGAUAUUAGCAACUAUAAGAAAAGUCCCCAUCAUUAUACAGUCGAUUGUGCUAGGGCUCAUAAAGGCCUUUUCGUAGGGAUUUUGUUGUUAGUAUUGACUAUUAUUUCCCUUAUAUUGUUUUUCGUAUUGAUAUCUAGAUCGGAAUUUGUCGGGUUAGCUGUUAUAGAGGUGAAUAUAUGCGAACUCACCUUAUAUGGUAUGACAACGAUAGCUUCAGCGAUAGGGAUGUGGCAAGUACGCCAGUUGCGUUACGACGGCACAAAAAACCUUCAGUUAGAUAACAUUCUUUUAGUAGGUGCGCAAACAGGAAUGUACAUCUACAGUACCUUUACAAUAAUCGGAGGGCAGUUCACUAUUCAGAAAAAUACGGUCUUGGUUUUGGUUACUGCGGUCGCUUCACUUUUGCAAACUACCUGCCAGACGAUUUUCAUUCUGGAUGCGUCAAGAAGAUCUUGUGGUACUCCAGAGCAAAUUAGAAAGAAGCCUGGUAGAGAGAUAGUGACAUUCUUGUUGGUAACAAAUUUAGCGAUGUGGGCAAUAAACACUCUCGAGAAAUCUAGAGCCGAAUCUCAUCCUAUUCAGUUACAUUUCUACGGGUUGUGGGCGUGGACUAUUAUUACUCACGUGUCAAUGCCUUUGGCUAUAUUUUAUCGAUUCCAUUCCACUGUGUGCUUGUGUGAAAUAUGGAAGAGAGCUUAUAAGAUGAAACCGACUUAUAUGUAGUACAAAGUGAUAUUUUUAAGAUUUAUAUAUUUUCACGGUUUAUAUAAGCAAUUGAAAUAUUUUUGCAAUUUUCCAGCGUAAGUAUAUUUUGGUAUAAACUACAACGAGAAAAAGUAUGUGCCAUUUUGAAAAACAAUUAGAGUAGAAUCGUUUAAUAAAACCAAAUCAAUUAAAGAAAAUCAUUCACGGGAAAUAAAUUAAAAAAAAUACAAAAUAUACCUAAUUAGAAUAUUAGCAUAUCUUGUACAAUAAAUUCAAUCAUACAUACAUAUACACAUAAGAUAUCCAUCCAUAAACCUUUCACAAACACAGUAUUUUUGACAUUAUAUAUUAUAUACAGCAUUAUUAUAACUAAAAUCGUUAUUAUACACAUAUGAAGAAUAUAAUGAUUUUUUUAUAAAUUCACAUGUAACGUCGUUUUUUAUAUUAUAAAAUGUAAACAUAAGUACAGGUACCUAUUUGUAGAAAACAUAUCCUUUAAAUAAAGACAAUACAUAUUUACACAUUUGUAACCAUCGCUCUAUACAUAUAUUACAACAUUAGUUACUUAGUAUUUUUAUAAUUCGUUUCGUGUAUCGUUUUAAUAGUUUUCUAUGUCACAUAGCCCUAAAAAUUAAUUUUAUGAAGGAUGUACAUUUUCAAAACCAAUACACCACCUUUGCUCAAAUGUAUUAAAAGCUCAUAUAUGUAUAUGUCCUAUAUUACAUAAUAAUAUACUCUUAUAUAAGGCUCUCAUUUUACUUUAGUAAUAUAAUAUCUGAUCAAAAAUAGAUAAAAAAUAAUAAAAAUUAUAAUUUUUCAAUAUUUUACUGAUAUUAUUGUUUUUAAAAUAAUUUUUUAUUAACUAGGAAUAUGAUACCCUUAAUUACGGUUUUUACUAUUCUUAGUUAAGCUCUAAGGCACUUUUUUGGGAACAGUUAGAAUUAGAUGUUUGAUAUUUCUUAUACACUUUUAUACAUUUUUAAGUGUUUUCUAGUAAUAAUAUUUUUUAAUAACCAUAGGUCAGGGAUAAAUUCACAUGGAGUGUGAAUACAAUACAAAUAAAUAUAUAUUUCACUAAAAAUUUCCAAUUCUAUUCGAGACAGAUAGUUUUUAUAUAUGAGAAAAUGGUCAAAAGCAUGUACAUACAAAUUAUGCAUUUAUUCAAUUUAUACAAAAAAUAUCUGAUUUGGAAUAUUGGCUGAGCCAAGUCACACAUCAUGCAUUGGAUUUCAAAUAAAUUUCUCGAAAUAUUAUACAGGGUGACAACAAAAUUGUUAAACUUCAAUUUUGUCUAAACGAAGGAUUUUAAAUAUCACUCGUUAUGUUUGUUUGCAUUUUAUAUAGACCUUAAAAUUAUGAAAAAAUAUGAAAUAUGAACCGAAGAUUUAUUUUGAGCUAUAUGCUAUAUGCUACACAAAUUUCAAAUUUAUACGAUCGAAGGCAAUGAAUGAACGAUUCCGUUGUCACCCGAUAUAGAGAUUGAUUUAUAGCCUUGUAAGGGUUCAGCGAAAAUCAGUUCAAGCUAAUAUUUUUUAAGAAAAUACGCAUUUAUGUAAGUUCAAGACAGUAGCACAGAUCGUUUUUAAAUGAUACAUUUUUAAAAUAUUUCCAAUAUACGGCAUUAAAAAUAUCGAAUUUAGUAAAUCGCAAAUAAAGCCCCGUACUAACUAUGCGCUGAAGCGGUUUGUCAGUUGAUGCGCCAAUUGAUCAUGACGCGCCAAUGCGUGUCGAUGCGAUGGGUUGUGCGGUAGUUCGGGGAAUGUCGUUUUUUGGGCGAACCGUCAAAAGAAAUAUGGCGAACACAAUAGACGAAUUUCGAAACCUCGACGAGCUAUGCACCGACGCACUACGAACCGAAAAGUAUGUAGUAUGGGGCUUUAAUCUAUACAUACCGACGAGUUUGCAUUAGAGAUAGAAACUAAAUUUUGUUUUACAUGAAACAAUCUGCGUUCAAAAGUUUUGUAGUCUGCUAGGAAAUCUGAUGUUGCGGUUUGCCAAAUCCUCAUCACCUGAUUCUGAUAUAUUUAUUUGGCAGAGGGACCUUAAGGUUCCAAUUUAUGACUAUGAGGAAUAGUAUUACGAACUUGAGAAACAAUUACAUACAGUCUUCCUUCAAAACUGCCGAUUAACAGAUAAUGUUAAUGAACUCUAAUAUUGCUCUAAAAUAAAUGAUGAAGCCUUCGAUUUUAGUUGUGGUUAUGAUCAGCCUGCUACUGAACAGUCAUAGAGGAAGUAAUAAAAGUUUUAUUAUCUUUCUCUAUGUGAACAGUUAAUUAAAAUGGAACUUUAAUAUUAUUACCCUGAAAGUGAAAUUGAUUUAAUCCGUUAUUACAUUACUUUUAGCGUGACACUAUAGACUCCUAAUAAUAAUGUCGCACAAGUAUAUAAAAUUAAUAAAAAAUAUUAAGCCGGGACCUCAUUAGCCAACACCCGAUGACAUGCCACGCCAUGCUAUGCUAUCCCACGUGUUGCGACGUGGGAAUGGGUGUACACAUUUGGUAAUACCUGUUAACACGCCUGAAAUUUUUAUUAGAGUUAAAACAAGUUAUCAGUAGUUACGAAAAUAUACUAGAAGUAUCGAUACCCAUAUCGAUAUUAGAUUAUAAUCAUAAUACCAAUACACCAAUAUUAUAUUCAGAAUCCAAUAUCGAUAUUUAAUAAGAUCAAUCUCUUGUUGCCGAUUUUUCCUGGAUUUAUUUUGUUAUAUCCGAUGUUGAAUCGAUUCAAAAUAUCGAUUUAUUUUAUUUUUGGGACAUCCCUACAUCAACUACAAAAGUAGAUAGCUACGGGACUAGAGAGGCAAGAGAGGAACAACACGCUGUAACACACAUCGGUGAGAUCUGGGACUGACGAAUGCCCAUCACACGUGUGAUAGCGUGUUAUGGCGUCGGAUGGCGUGGCGUGUUGCCUAAUGUGUACGCAAUACAUGGAAUUAAAUGGAAAAACAUACGCACAGAUAUUCACGACGUGGGGUAGCAUGGUAUCGCGUGGCUUGGCGUGUUGGUUAAUGGGGUCCGGGCAUUAUUCAUGUGUAAUGAUGUGAAUCUGUAUAUCAGAUAUUAAGUUAGAAAUUAGAACACAAAAAAGGUUAAAACAUUAUUUAGUAAAGAACUACAAAUAUUUUUUUCGAUCGAAAUUUAACAAGUAAACAAAUUGAAUAAAGUCGUUUGAUAUGUUGCAUGUACAUCGGAUAUAAACAAAUCGUUAAACAACUUUAUUAUGCAAUUUGAUUUUAUUUGUUAUAAUAAAAUUGAAACUGACUCAAAAGCGGUUUAUUAAACGGCAUCAACGCCACUCGCGAAGUAAUAUAAGUUGAUGUAGGCCAAAGUUAUUUCGUGUUUCGAACUUUGUCUCGUCUCGGCUUAUUUUCAUUUCGUAAAACGCCUCUACAUUACGCGUGAAAUUUCGGAGAAGGGAUUGGCGGGGAGGGGGACUUUCGGUUGUCUCCUGUUGUUUCUUUCAAUUUCGUUUUGUCUCGAGCGACUUCCAUGUCGUGUAGGUUUUUAAGUCCGGGUCAGAGAAAUUUUUAUUAUAAAUUAUUAUAACACUUAUUAGUGGCUAACUUAUUAUAUAAGUUAGCCACUUUUUUACUUAUUAACCUGUUAUUUACAGGGUGUCAAAAAAAUAGCGUAUACAAUUUUGGUGGGUGAUUCUACAGAUAAAAAUAAAACAAAAGGUCAAACCUGAUCGACUCUUCAAUUAAUAAGUAUAUCAUUACAAACAUAUGGCAUGUCUUAAAACUAGGAAAUGGUGUAACAUACGUAUAUGUAUUUGUUAGGUUAUAAGUUACCAAAGUAUUAUUCUAUAUUAUUGUUAAUGUAUUGAGUUUUGAAUACAAUUUGUUAUGUUGCUUUAUAAUAUUUUAUUACUGUAAUACGCUUAGUGUCGUAGUGAUAUACCUGCAUACUAUAGUUUUACUGGUGUUUGAUGGUCAUAUAAGUCUGAUUAAGAUCUGAUUAAGUCUGAUUAAGAGACGCAAAAAACGUCCACUGAACUGUUUUAUGUUAAUCAAUAGAUAAAUUAUUUUAAAAAUUUUGUCAUGAUAACUCCGGGAUGAUAAUUCCAAUAUAAGUAGUUUUUAGACCUAGAAAUAGUAUUGCUGGAGCCACACCUGUUUACCUAUAAAUCGGUUGAUUAUCGCAAUAAAAUGCUUUAAUUUUAAACGAAGCAUAAUAAUACUUAACGCUUCGUCCUACGUGGUCGACAAAAGCGCGCGACGCGGGCGGUAGGACCGACGCGAACUUAUGUUUUCUUAUGAAAUCGUCCUGCAUCGACGAUGCAGGACACUUUCAUAACCAUAGAUAACAGAGCUAAUUCAUAAGUAUUAUAAGAAAAUUUUCAUUGUUCAUAAGAUAACAUUUUUUGAUAACGUCGCGUCGGUCGUAUCGCUCGUAUCGCGCGCUUUCGCAUUUACGAAAUCUGAAGAGAAAUAUUCCCCGAUAAUUAAAAGAUAGCGUUUCAAUAUAUUUACUUUUUUUAGUAAAAUAUGAGGACAAUAGACCGAAUAUUUUGAAAAUAUUUUCAUAGAUAUACUGGGUAAUUAAUAGAUUUUGGUUCUUUUUUCCAACUUAUGUAUUGUAGUAUACGUUUGUUUAUUCUAGUAUACGUUUGUAUAUACCUUUGAAUAAGAAGACUAAGGAAGGAGCAUAUCAAAAAUCUUAGGUACACCGCGAUGGGCCUCAAA